AUUAUUGUCACAUUUUUGGCAGUCAAAUCUUCGGGUGUUGUUGUGUGAUGUCCUUGUAUGUUUUAUUUUAUGUUUAUAAAUAAAUUUCCAUGCGAUGAAAACUAAACUUAUAACUGCAUAUUAAAAACAAAGAUAAAAGAUUGAUUAACAAUAAAAUAAAUUCUUAUUUAAGUGACAGCGCAAUGGAAACCAGUGCAAUGGAUAAAUUUCCCGAAGGAGAGUCUUGGAGACGACGUUGUGGAUGUUUACGUACUAGUGACAAGCUGAAACAUAUCCUCAACUGUUUUCCGAGCCCACCUCCACCCACACCAGACAAUAAAAAUAAUAUCAAUCAUAAUAAUAAUAAUCUUGGAACCACCUGCAUAUCUGCAUAUUGUACGAACGUACAUCAAACGAGAAUGGGCAUGCCAAAUUCUUGCAUGGACUCCCUACAUGAUUAUGAUGUUUCUGAUGAAAAGGCUCUGAAAAAGUCGAGCGAGAAGUCAUGGAGAGUGAUUGGUGACGUAGUACAAUUAAUACAACUGUCGGUCACGGCCACGGCCCUGGCUCUCUACUAUCUUAUCUAUUGCUACAUGCAGCUCAUUUAUUACACUUUGCGAAGCGCCCUCUACUUUCAUAAUGCUGAUGGGGCCAUGAAAAUAACAAUAGCUGUAGUGACGAUUACGUCAUUAGUGGUCGCUUGCAAUUUCUUGAUUAAAAUAGAGCGCAUUUUAGGAUUUUUUUACUAAAUAUUGGUUAAUAAUUGUAUAAAAUACAACAUGAAGUAAAUUGUGAUGUUUCAGAUGUUUUUCUAUAAUGGAUUAUGAUUGUUAUAUUGCUUUGUAUUUUUAUUAGCUGUUAAUUUUUUUAAAAUCUUUUCGAAUUGUAAAUGACUUGGAGCUAAUAAAGUUUACUAUUUGUAAUGAUAA
This is a messenger RNA of Danaus plexippus (monarch butterfly), 908 nucleotides long. RefSeq lists its product as uncharacterized. The transcript is spliced from 5 exons. The coding region runs from base 183 to 728 and encodes 181 amino acids. NCBI's taxonomy places the organism in Eukaryota, Metazoa, Arthropoda, Insecta, Lepidoptera, Nymphalidae. The record is from RefSeq and is a predicted model, not a curated record.